CAUUAUCAAUCUUCUUUCCUCUCCUUUCUUCCUUUCUUGUUUUGUGCUGUUUUUGUGUUUCUUAUUGGAGACACGACCAACUUUCUCACCUCCAUUUGAAAUCUCACACUCGACGAUUCCAGAGACUUGCAGGGUUGCGUGUUACUCCCCGAAUACCCAAUUUCAUCCUUCUUGUCUCUCUUACAUACUAUCAUCCUUUAACACUGUAACGCUGUGUCUCUAUUCCCUCACUCUUCCUUGCUCUUCCUUAUCCCUCCACCACCUCUCUCCCUGCUUGGCUCUGACUGUCCGCAUAUUUUUUUCUCCGUCUUGAUCUCUCCAAUCACUUGAUCUUGAAAUAAGACAGAUCAUCAUCGCCAAUCAUAACAGUUAAUAAGAUAAAUAUAUAAAAAAAGAGAGCCAGCAAUCCAAUCUCUAAAACCAUGGGCAACUCAAAGUCCCGCCACGCAGCAGGGGGACACUCAAAGUCUCGAAGCAAGCAUUCAAAGUUUCAAAGUGGUAGCAGCAACAUUCUCAAUAAUAAUAGUCAUAAUGAUAAUAAUGACCGCCGCGGUCGAGCCAGCAAAUAUACUAGUAGCAACCACAGCAAUCCUCAGGCGCCAUUGCCCAACGACAGUGGACAUUAUUCUAUCCAUGGAUUUACGGCGCCAUCAUCUUCACCUCUGGACAGACCUGAAACACCUGUGGGACUUAGUUCUGGACUCGGUGGAGGAAUGGGCACUGGACCAAUAGGUCUUGCCUGGAAUCACCCCAACUUGUCAAGUCCAGGUCGACUGGACCAACAUAAAACAUCUUUUGAAUCAAAUCAAUUUCAAUAUGGCUCAAAGAUGAACAAUCAUCCUUUUGUAUCUGGCCCUAAUAACCCCCCUGCAUCUAUGGCAGGCGCAGGAGCAUCUGUAGUACCGGCCAAUGGUCACCCUAUUCACAAUCCAGGCUCAAGAGGAACCAUGCAGUUGGACGAGAAUGGUGGACAAUAUAGUGGCAGCAUUAUCAACAACAACAAUAUUAACAGCAGUGGUAAUAAUAACUAUAAUAGUAAUAAUAAUAACCCUAGUAAUUAUACCUUUAGUCAGGCACAGCAGCAUCAAGGGCUAAACAGCAACACUAUCCACAACGUCCUAUCGAGUCAGGAGAUGAUGAUGUCGAUGCCUCCACAGCCCUCGUUUCAAGGCGCAGACACAACAACAAGGCCUUCUUCAGCUUCCCCUCACCAGUCUCAUGGAAAGAUCUCGACUCUUCAUCCCUCUGGUCACACACAACCACAAUCACAGCCGUUCCCUCAACAACAACAACAACAACAACAACAACAACAACAACAACAACAACAACAACAACAACAACAACAACAGCAACAACAGCAUCAAUCAAUGCGAGCGUCUAUAUCACCCGCUCCAUUCGUUGAGGACGAACAUAACAAUGCUGGAGGAGCUGGAGUUAACGGCAUUAACACUGGCGUUGGUAAUGGUGCUCUUGGAGGAGUUAUUUCUUCAGUAGCAGCCAUGAACUUGUCAGGAGGAGGAGGAAUGCCCGUCAACGCUACACAACAUCAACAAGCUAUGCGUCUUCAACAACAACAAUCAUACCCGCAACACCAACACUCAAUCGAUUACACUGAUAUGCAGCGGUUACCAGGGAUGCAACCGGUUUGUCAAAAUAGCAUUGGUAGUGGUCCUAACGGAGACCCAUUACAAUAUCAGUUACAACAGCCUCUUCAUCCACAGUACCAGCAUCAACCUUAUCAUGUAAAUCAGCAGCCUCGUCUAACUGCCACAUACCCCUCUGAACAACGAGAUCUCCAGCAACAGUCGCAGCGACCUUCUGGUAUGACAAGCACUACCAACAACAAUAACAACAAUAACAAUAACAAUAAUACAAUGAAUACUCCUAGCUAUGUUAAACCUUCAGGCCUCUUUGCGACUGCUGGCCCUUUGAUCGACAGUGGCGCGAUAGGCAAUAGUUCUUCUGCUGCUUCGAAUCGACCCCCUGCUCCAGACCAAGUCUUUGCACGUCUUGCACGACAGUUCCCAACGAACCCUCGUGAGACUGAGAAGCGGGAACGGAUCUAUAGAUGGCUAGACCAAGUCGCUGAUGCAUUCACAUUUAACCCGGACACAGAGACACCAGGUUGGAUCAUCCCUGUCUAUCCAGACGAAUUGGACCAUCCUGAGAGCCCCUACUAUCUGGACAGAAUUACGUAUGAACUAGAUCUGAUGGCACCUGUUGGAAAGCCAUUCCGGAAAGCUAUUGAUAUCAAUUGUAACAAUGGUGAAUGGGCUAUGGAUAUUGCAAUGAAACAUCCUCGGACGGUUGUCUAUGCAAUAGAUCCACUUCUUGAUAUGGCCCAUCUUCCAUUGCGUAUACCCGAAAACUGUAAAUUCCGAAUGCGAGAUGUUCGAGAUCAGGAAGGCGAGUUUGAUCUGGUGCAUCAACGUUUAGGAGCGUUCAGAACACAGAUUCAGGAAUGGACACCUCAUUUUGCAGAGUUGAGACGAUUGCUUCGACCGGGUGGAUGGAUUCAAUUGGCAGAAUGUAACGGGUUGGUGGUUCGGGCUGGGGUUGAGACGUUGAAGGUGAAUCGAUGGGUGGAACGAGCAGCGUUAAGUACAGGGUUGAAUCCUAUUCAACUGGUCGAGGCAUUGAUGCCGACGAUCUUGGGUGCAGGGUUGAUCAAUGUGGAAUGUUAUGAUUAUGGUAUCCCUAUAGGUGAUUGGGCCGGACCAAGAGGUCAGGUCGCAAUGCGGAGCUAUCUAGAGAUGGUGGACUCACUCCGAGAAGAGAUCGUGGAGAUGAAUCGAUUGGAGGAAGGGAUAUUUGAGGAGACGAUCGAGUUGAUGAAGAUGGAGUGUGUUGCCGAACAGGCGGAAUUGGUCAUGAAGGUCAUUUGUGCUCAAAAACCUCCUAUUACCGAUGACUUGUGGCGAACACGAUAGAAAACAAUUCUUUUUUCUUUUAUUUAUUUACUUUAAUUAUUUUUAAUUGCCUUUUUUUUUGUUAACUUUCAUCUGCACAUGCCCAACGCUCUGUCCUUUUGUUUACAAUAUAUUUGGCCACGUUUCUAUUUUUCAUGUACUUCAAUGCUUAUCCUCCCCUUUUCCUCCAUUCAGCCAA
Molecule: messenger RNA, 3108 nt
Organism: Lobosporangium transversale
Lineage: Eukaryota; Fungi; Mortierellomycota; Mortierellomycetes; Mortierellales; Mortierellaceae
Exons: 4
Coding region: 423-2930 (835 amino acids)
Source: RefSeq, a predicted model, not a curated record